AUGUCGAGCUUAGCUGUCGCUAUUCUUUUCCUCGCUCUACCCAAGUUUUCCCAGUCAGCUUGUCAUGGCUCUAAGACUGGCUACCGUGGAGAGUUCAUGGGGGAACUCACCAAAGACAACCAAGUGUUGGUUGGGCAUGUCAUCGCAACGUUAACUGUGAAAAGUUUUACCGAAUGUUUUGCUCAUUGCGAUGAGGACUGUAGGUGUAGAUCGUUCAAUUUGCCAAUGUCUGGUGAAGGGAAUUGUGAAUUGAACAGCGCAGAUAACAGCACAGUCUUGAUGAAACCGAAACCUGGAUGGCGCUAUCAUCAUUUACAAGUGAAAGAAGUUAUCGCUGGCGAUGUAAGUUUCUUGUUUUACCUUUAUUCUGCUGGCUUCCGAAAAUAUUUUUUACCGGAGCUGUGAUUUUUGCAUAGAAAUAAUAGGUUUAUUUUAUUUCUACGGAUUUCUGUUCUCCUUCAUUUAUUUGGGGAAUUCAUUUUAUUUGAGAUAUUUCAAAUGUUGGGACCCGGUGUAUAGAUAUUUUCCAAUCAACUGGACUAUAACAGUUGUAAACUGUUCCCUAUAGAGGUCCAGUAAAGGCAUCCCUUAAUUAAGACUUUUAUCCACACAUCGCAAAAACCAACUCACAAGAACACUGCGAGUACUUGCAUCUGAUUAAAAUAAACUGUUGAGCAUUGUGAUUGGAUGAAAGCACUCACAGCCAGCUUGCGACUCUUGCAAUGAAUGGAAAAGACGCUUAAUUAUUCCAGUCACUAAAGGUGGAGUUAUACGAGCAACAAAAUUGCUGCAAAUUGCAACAAAAUAUGAUUUUAACGCAUGUUGAGUAGAAAUGUCGACACAUAAAUUACAAAUCACAAGGCAACAUGUGUCGACAUUAAUACUUAACAUGCGUUGAAAUCAGAUUUUGUUGCAAGUUGCAGCAAUUUUGUUGCUCGUGUUACUCCACCUUAAGUUUUUUUAAUUCUAAAAUGUUCUCCCCUUACUGUGCAAGCAACAGCCCAGCAUUAAAUCUCUCCUGUUUUGCAGGACACUUGCUACGAGCCUUACUCUAACAGAUGCUGUGAUAACAACCCUUGUGCUAAUGAUGCGAAAUGUACAGAAACGGGCGACCGUGGGAAACCUGGGUUCAAUUGUACAUGCGCAAAUGAGUACAACACCGGCCCUUUAUGCAAACGAGAAAUCAACAGUUGCUUUGAUUACCUCUGGAAUGACAAGACGGUAAAAUCAGGUAUGGAAGCGAUACACGCGGUCAGCGCACCAUAGACGGAUUUUCAGAUUUUCCUUGGGGGGGAGGGGGUGUUGGAAAUUUAGGCGGGGUUGUCAAAAAUUUAGAGGGAUAGGUUGCGUAACGCUGCAGAGCACGCUGUAGCAGGGCACAGUUGCUAAUGGGUGUAAUAUUUUCUGGGGGUGGGGUGCAUUUUCUCUAGGUAGGCCCUCUUGCGCCUUCCCCUCACCUUACCGCUGAGAUAAACCUACGAACAGGUUGUUCCCGAUUGAUAUCAACAGGCUUGAACAAGAUUGUGCUACACCCUCCGGGCACGCCAGUUCACUGUCGUACUGAGAACUAACCUUUCACUGAUCUUUCUCAUUUAAUCAGGAUAUUUCGAUAUUUGGGAGAAAAACACGUUGGUCAAGUCUACAGUGUAUUGUGAUAUGCGCCCAGACGAGUGGGAAGCUUGGGCACUAGUGAUGUCAUAUUCUAAGGCAAAUGGCAAUGAUCCUGAAUUCGCGCCUUUUUAUGUAGACGUCCCCCGUGAUGAAACUGAUGCUGAUAGUGGGGAUUACAGGUAAUUACCCACAUUUACCGUAUUUACGGGGGAGGGGAUGUUGGUGGCACAUUGGUUAGUGCAGUAUCUGAUUAUAAUUGCGCCUCAUGUAAAUAUCCAGUAAGACUUAACUGGACGUCUAGGAGUAAGACCAGUUUAGAACUGAUAGAGCUAUCAAAUAUAAAAUUAGUUUAGGUUUCCUCCUGUAGUACCUUACUGGACCUCUAGGAAGAACAGUUUAGAACUGAUAGAGCUAUGCAGUAUAAAUAAAGUUAAUUUAGUUUAGGUUUCCUCCUGUAGUAACACUAGCCCUUAUAACAUGUUUUAACAUGGUUAUUUGAUGAACAAGCUUUCUUUCAGUGAUAGGGAUACAACUACCUGAAAAAUAUAAGGAGAAUUUUGACGUUUCGAGCGAAGGCCCUUCGUCUGGAGGUACUAGUCAAAUAUAAUAUUUCUUUGUAGGCUGUCUUUGGAAAAAAUGAAAAGUGUUAAGACAGGAAUGACAGGCGGCCGAUCGGUGGAAUGGAAAGCUACCUGUGGUUAUUCAUUCACUGAUGGACAAUCGACAAGUGAUGAUGUAGUUCGAAGCACUUUUCAAACCCUGGAUUUGUUCAACUUCAAAACGCAUGGUAGGUUAUUCUGGCCUCUCGUAGAGCUAUCCGGUAUAAUAAAGUUAGUAACAGGUUUAUUCCUAACACUGGACGAAUAAAGGAUCAACUUACCUGGACCGCUGGGAAGAACAGUGAUAGAGCUAUCCAGUAUACAGUAAAUAAAGUUCCUUAGUUUAGGUUUCCUCCUGUAGCAACAAUGGAACAAUAAGGAAUAUCCUUACUGGAUCACUAGCACGAACAGUUGAGAACAGAUAGAGCUAUCCAAAAUCCAAAUAGGUUGAUAUUUGGAUGAUAAUACAAUUUCUAUAGAGAAAGGUCUUGUUGGCUACUAUCCAUUUGACAAUGUUACUAAAGGCAAGGAUAUGUCCGGCUUUGGCAACCAUGCUACAAUGUAUGGCAUUACUUAUGAAGAAGGACCAUUGGGCAAUCCGGGGAGAUCAGCUAGAAUGAUUGGAUCUCUGUCUUCUUACAUUCGGGUAUGUUGGCUAUAG
Molecule: messenger RNA, 2871 nt
Organism: Paramuricea clavata
Lineage: Eukaryota; Metazoa; Cnidaria; Anthozoa; Malacalcyonacea; Plexauridae
Source: the annotation of a GenBank genome assembly